UUCAGUCUUUACCUAUUCAAGAUAAAACGUCACUUGAACAAUUAAUUAAUUAAAAAGAUACUAUUCCAUGCAGAUGCAGUUGGAGAAUCCAAAUACAUCAACAUAACAAGAUAAGCAUUAAUCUCCAACUUGUAUUGUAUUCUUUGUAUUUCAAAUUCCAAACUUGAUCCACCAUUAAUCCACUUCAUUAAGGUUUUGAUUAUUUGAUUUAUUCCCACUCCAACUCCAACUCCUCCUUUUCUUUUCCCCACCUAACCUUUAUCUAUACAGUUUCAGUUUUUUUCUUUUUAAUUAUAUGAUUAUAUAUAAAUAACACCCAGUACUUGUUCUAGUUAAUUCUCUAACCUGAGAUCUAUCUGCUUUGCUUUUUCUCUUUUUAAUGAAAAAAGAAACCAUUUUUUUUAUCUCUGUUCCCGGGUUUAAAGUUUAAAGUAAACGCUCUUGUUGAUGGAUGAUUGGAGGAGCUGUCUUUUCUGUGGAAUUGGAGUGAACAAAUGGAGUAGGGAUGGGAUGAUAACAGUGUCUGUUAUGCAAUCAAGAUAGAUAAUACUGUUGGUUGCAUAUAUUUAUCUAUUUUGCCGUUUCUGAAAAUUCUUGAGGGAGGUUUUGAUUAUAUGUGAUUAAUGGAUCAAGAAACUCAUGAGAGUGAUAGAAUUGUUGAGAAUUUGAGUCAAGUUGGUAGAGCAACUGGUGAGAAUUCUAGUAAUUCGGUUGAUGGGGCUGUGCUAGACACUGUUAUUGGGAAAAAUUCAAUUGAAAGUUCGAGUGUUGGGAGAGAUAUUGAUGAAGUUGAGUUAAGUAAAACUUUAGGAGAAGGGCAAGAGAGGGUUAUAAAUCAUGAGGCAGAUGAUAGGAGAGUAGUUGCUGAGAAUUCGGGCAAUUCGGUUCAUGGGGUUAGAGUAGAUACAUUGAGUGUGAGUAAUUCAGAAGAAAGUACGAGUUAUAGUGGAGAAAAGGGGGGUUCUGGAUCGAAAAUUGAUGAACUGGGGUCAAAUGAUACAGUUGCGGAAGCACAGAAUACGCAUGAUCGGCAAAGUGUUGGGAGUCAAAUUGAUCAAGUGCCAGAGACUGUUAUUGUGGUAAAUUUGGAUCAGACAGCUGGUGUUAGCAGAGACAAUAAUGAAUUAGUAGAAGUAAAAGGUAAUGAACGGACCUCAAGUAAAGCAUUGGUGGAAAUGCUGAAGAGAAAGAAUUCUAGAGUGGAGAAGCAAUCCUGUGUGAUUGAUAUUAAAUGUGGUGGUGCAGAUGAGAAAGGAACUAAGGAGAGCGGGAAUGAGGAAAAGGUAUGUAGGAUUUGUCACUUAGACUCUGAACAAUCGUUGGAAACCACAGAUGCUACAGAUACUGUUGAUAGUUCCACUAUGGAUUUAAUUCAUCUUGGUUGUGGGUGUAAAGAUGAGCUUGGCAUUGCACAUAGCCAUUGUGCUGAGGCAUGGUUUAAGCUAAAAGGAAACAGGUUGUGUGAAAUUUGUGGCCAGACUGCGAAAAAUAUCACUGGUGUUGGGGAUUUCAGAUUUAUGGAGGAAUGGAACGAGCAUAGAUUUAUCGGAGGAAGUAGUAGCUCAUCAGAAAGGAGUGGAUGUUGGCGGGGGCAGCCAUUUUGUAACUUCCUAAUGGCAUGCCUAGUGAUAGCUUUUGUACUGCCAUGGUUUUUUCGUGUAAAUAUGUUUUAAUAUGGUGUGAAUAAAAACUUGAAUGGCCCUUCCCUUGCAUCAUGUUCAACCAAGUUCUAGUAGAUAUAUUCAUUACCAGGACGGUUGAUUCGAGCCUGCAGAAUUUAAAAGGUUGCCCACCUUGACAACCAGGAUAUGCAAAAUCAUGCAGUAUUUUACUUCUGGAAUACAGUUUUCUUUUUCCUCCCUAUGUAUCUGUUAUUUCAGACUGUUUGACGGUACUUGUCGCACAUGGAAUAUUUACAAUUCUUAUUCAGGAGUUCCAACUGUAAAUACCAGCAGAAAAUUGGUUAUUCAUUCAAACUUUACAGAAAGUGAAAUAUUAAGUUAUUUUCAUGUAUUUUAUUCGGUACACUGGCCUCCUACAGAAGUUGAAAAAUUGGCGAUGAGUGAUCAAUUUCAUUUACUUCCAG
Molecule: messenger RNA, 2086 nt
Organism: Pistacia vera
Lineage: Eukaryota; Viridiplantae; Streptophyta; Magnoliopsida; Sapindales; Anacardiaceae
Exons: 3
Coding region: 624-1673 (349 amino acids)
Molecular function (GO): zinc ion binding
Source: RefSeq, a predicted model, not a curated record